Penicillium daleae is the source of this 273-nucleotide messenger RNA. RefSeq lists its product as uncharacterized. The record is from RefSeq and is a predicted model, not a curated record. Bases 1 to 273 code for a protein of 90 amino acids. The transcript has a single exon. NCBI's taxonomy places the organism in Eukaryota, Fungi, Ascomycota, Eurotiomycetes, Eurotiales, Aspergillaceae.
AUGAAGGUCGCUACCGUCUUCCUCCUCUUCUCUUCCGUCCUGGCCGGCGCUCUAGCCGAACCAAUGCCAGCCAAGCUUGCAACAAAGCUACCAGAGCUCAUUCCUUCUGGUCUCGAGGGCUCUAGGCUGUCUCAGCGAGAUGUCUCCUGCCCGUCGAACUAUCCUUGGCUAUGUGACGGGUUUUGCUGCCCGUACGACUUUUGCUGCACGAGACAAUGCUGUGCUCCUGGAACCGACUACUGUAGCAACGGCCUGUGCUAUCGCAGUGGCUAG